AUGGAUGUGACCAUAUCUCAGUUCAUCUUAGAAGAAUUUGAUGUCAACUGCAGCCUCCUGGAUCAUUUACAAGAGACUUUUUUAGAGAGUUCGUCUAUUCCUUUCCUGGGCUUUGAUGGUCCGUACUGCAAUGCCACAACUGAUCAGAUCGGGACCUGCUGGCCCAGAACCUCUGCCGGGGAACUAGUAGAGAGACCCUGCCCGGAGUUCUUCAAUGGGAUCAAAUACAACACCACAAGAAAUGCCUACAGAGAAUGCCUGGGCAAUGGAACAUGGGCUUCCAAGAUAAACUACUCUCAGUGCGAGCCUAUUCUGGAUGACAAGAGGAAGUAUGCGCUCCAUUACAAGAUUGCUCUCAUCAUAAACUACCUGGGGCACUGUAUAUCAGUAGGGGCCCUUAUAGUUGCCUUUAUGCUUUUCUUGUGCUUGAGGAGUAUCAGAUGCCUGCGGAAUAUUAUCCACUGGAACUUGAUCACUACAUUCAUCCUGAGGAAUGUGAUGUGGUUUCUGCUUCAAAUGAUAGAUCACAACAUACAUGAAAGCAAUGAACCCUGGUGUCGAUGUAUUACCACUGUCUACAAUUAUUUUGUGGUGACCAACUUCUUCUGGAUGUUUGUGGAAGGCUGCUACUUACACACUGCUAUAGUGAUGACUUAUUCCACAGAUAAGCUGCGGAAAUGGGUUUUUCUCUUCAUAGGAUGGUGUAUUCCUUGCCCAAUCAUCAUUGCCUGGGCCAUUGGCAAGCUAUAUUAUGAAAAUGAACAGUAA
This is a messenger RNA of Balearica regulorum gibbericeps (East African grey crowned-crane), 768 nucleotides long. Lineage: Eukaryota; Metazoa; Chordata; Aves; Gruiformes; Gruidae. The record is from RefSeq and is a predicted model, not a curated record.